Molecule: messenger RNA, 582 nt
Organism: Pistacia vera
Lineage: Eukaryota; Viridiplantae; Streptophyta; Magnoliopsida; Sapindales; Anacardiaceae
Exons: 2
Coding region: 60-311 (83 amino acids)
Biological process (GO): regulation of DNA-templated transcription
Source: RefSeq, a predicted model, not a curated record
UUGUUUUCUCUUAAUCUUAAAGCCUGAGAAUUUGCAUCGUAAUUUUCGCUUUGGUUACCAUGAGAAGAGCUAGCUUCUUGUCGAGGAAUAAACGAAACCAAAAGAUGAAGAUGGGGUGCUUGAGAAUGAGGAAGAAGGUAAAAUUUGCUAACUUUUCCGUACAAAGAAAUCUUUCUACUCUGAGAAGGAUCAUUCCAGGGUGUGAAAAGGCUGAUAUAGCAACGUUGUUUCAGAAGUCCAUAAAGCAAAUUGUAAAACUAAAAUUUCAAGUUUGUGUUCUCAGAAGCCUGACAAACUACUAUGGGAUAUAAUGGAAAUGUUCAUCAUCAACUCAAGCACAAUUGCAUCAAAAUACUUCUUGCUGCAUAUUCACAGGAUGUAACAUGAAAUAGAGGGAAGAAAAUCCAUACCAGUUACAGUUCAUAGACCUAUUUGAUUGUACUUUGUAAACAAUGCUUCAGGGGCGACAUAUUCGCGUGUUAAAGGCGAUAAGAAAGAACAAUAUAUUCAUGUAUUAAGCAACAACUGCAAUAUAGUUGAUGUUAAUUACACAGUCUACGAAAUAUAAAUUAUGCAAACUGA